CCUUUUCGGUUUACCAGAUUGAGUACUCCGACGUUCUAACGUUUUAGCCUAUAAAUUAGACAUCUGUGUGUGUGUGUGUAUAUAUAUAUAUAUAUAUAUAAAUAUAAAUAUAAACGAGCCUAUGUUUCUCUAGAUACAUAUAUACAUAUUUAUUCUAUCUUGGUCUAAACCACCCACACAAUCUCAGUUCUUUAAAUUAACUCGUCCACGGAGAUGGCGGGAGAAAUUGAAAAAUCAGUUGAGUUUGUUGAAGCUUUGUUCCAGAAAAGUGAAUCUGAUUUGAAUCAUAUCGAGAGAAAACUGGAAUUUCAGUUCCAAGAUGGAUUUUCUAAGGAAGAAAACCCAGUCAGAUUAAUGAAGAAAGUGGCUGCAAUUAAAAAAGAAUUUCUUGAAGUUGUUGAAGAAACCAAAAAGUUACAAGAUGCCCAGAAGGAGAUUACCGAUAACUUCCGUGAACAGUUGUCUGUUUUGAUGCAGCUUAGGGAACAUAUAGACUGCAAGAUCAACAAUCCAAAGAGAGAGCCAUCUGUUGAAGUUCAGGCUUUUGAACAACUUCUUGGUUUACCAAUUUGUGCCGAAAUCACUAAAUCUGAACCGAACCCUGUCAACACCAUCGAGGAAUCUCCACCAGACUGCGAAACUGAAGUGAAACCAGUCAAGAAACCUAAGAAAAACCCACCAAUGCCUGCUACUACGGAAGUAGAUAUGAAAGAGUUCCUUUCAGGUGUUGAAGAAACUAAUCAAUCCCCAGCUUCCAAACGAAAGAACACUGAUGAAUUUGUUCCUUUGACGGUAGAGGAAUUUGAGAAAGUUUCAACUUCAGUUCGAAGACACGUCAAAUUGCGAGACGUGAAUGCUUGUUACCGUGCGCUUUGGCAACAUUUCAAAGUGGAGAAAAACACUCAAGCUCUGUCACCAAAAGACAUGUAUGAUAAGGGAAUGCGAACCAGUGGAGCAUCAGGUGAAGCCAAACUGAAGAUUCUCCGAGCACUCAAGUUGCUGCACCUCUCUGCAAAGGGACAUGCCAAACUUCUUUGAUUCCUUAACAGUCAUAGACAAGCUGCAGAUAUAAUCUGGAACAAGGAACCACCCAAACCAUUAACACAAUGAAAACUUGAAAAAGUCUUAUCAUACACACACCGGAUCAGAAACUGGAAUUCAACAUGGGACCUUAGCUACAAAACCUUGCAAAGCUGGUUCAUCUACUUUCUUUUCUUAUUAUUUAAAUUUAAUUUCCAUUUUAGGGUUGUACAUUAACAACUCUUUAAGACAGUUUCAAUAACUUAAUUUGUUUUUUUUUUCUCAUUAGUCUGUGAAAUUUGUCAGUAUAUUCCGGGUUGGCCCUCAAAGCUUUCACAAAUUUGUCAAAUAUUUGAAGUUGUCUUGUAAGUCAGUAUUUUAUUUAGUUGUUUUGGUAUUUGUUUUUGCAAAUUUGAGUUGUGAAUCUACCAAUAAUAUAUAUAUGUAUAUAUAAACCAGUUACUCAUAGACUUUUUCGUUUGGACAUCACACACUCAGAUUUAUCUAAUUCUGCAAGCUCCAUUCCCAAAGAGAUUGUUGCAAACUUUGGGCUUGUAUAUACCUAUACCAUUUAUAAAUUAUGACUAAGACUCAUAUUUGUACUAAAAAAAAAAAAAAGAUAUCCGCUUCCGUGCUGGGAUAUUUAGUCAAGUGCUUUUUCAAUCAAUUAAAUGUUCUUUUGAACAGAAUCUAAGACUCCA
Octopus sinensis (East Asian common octopus) is the source of this 1721-nucleotide messenger RNA. RefSeq names its product spindle and kinetochore-associated protein 2. The transcript has 9 exons. Gene Ontology annotation, cellular component: spindle microtubule; outer kinetochore. Gene Ontology annotation, biological process: mitotic cell cycle; chromosome segregation; cell division. Gene Ontology annotation, molecular function: microtubule binding. The record is from RefSeq and is a predicted model, not a curated record. Lineage: Eukaryota; Metazoa; Mollusca; Cephalopoda; Octopoda; Octopodidae. The coding region runs from base 214 to 1038 and encodes 274 amino acids.